CCCUAUGCCUUUCCAACAGAACAGCGCAUUAGCAGAACAUAAAGCAAUUGGGUCAUAACAUCUGAACAACACUUCACGCAUUACAUUCCCUUCACUUCCAACCUUCUCGUUUCGAUGGCGGCGACGGGGUUGCUGAAGAGAGCGGCGCAGCGGGUGCCGUCUUCGCCGGCGUUCAAGCUGGCAUUCAUCCGGGCCCAUGCGUCGGAGGCCCAGGCCCAGCAGGUGGAGCCGAAGGCCCGCGACACGACCUCCCUGAAGACCUUCCAAAUCUACCGGUGGAACCCUGAGAACCCGUCGAAACCGGAGCUGAAGGACUACCAGAUCAACCUGAAGGAGUGCGGGCCCAUGGUCCUGGACGCGCUCAUCAAGAUAAAAAACGAGAUCGAUCCCACCCUCACCUUCCGCCGCUCCUGCCGCGAGGGGAUCUGCGGCUCCUGCGCCAUGAACAUUGACGGCUGCAACGGCCUCGCUUGUCUCACCAAGAUUCCGUCCGCAUCGACGGCCUCCACCAUAACGCCGUUGCCGCACAUGUUCGUGAUCAAGGACCUGGUCGUGGACAUGACCAACUUCUACAACCAGUACAAGAGCAUCGAGCCCUGGCUCAAGCGGAAGAAUCCGCCGCCGGUGCCAGGGAAGGAGAUCCUGCAGAGCAAGAGGGACCGCGAAAAGCUCGACGGGAUGUACGAGUGCAUUCUGUGCGCCUGCUGUAGCACAUCCUGCCCUAGCUACUGGUGGAACCCCGAGUCAUAUCUCGGACCCGCUGCCUUGCUCCACGCUAACAGGUGGAUAAGCGACAGUCGUGAUGAAUACACUAAAGAGAGAUUGGAUGCCAUUAAUGACGAAUUCAAGCUCUAUCGUUGUCACACCAUAUUGAACUGUGCUCGUGCCUGCCCAAAGGGGUUGAAUCCAGGAAAGCAAAUCUCACAUAUCAAGUCACUUCAGCCUAAAACCUAAAACUCUAUUAGAAGCAUGAUGGUGUUUGCAUUUGAUCCUUUAUGUUGUCAUUUAGUAUUUUCUUUAAAAUUGGGGAUGAUUUAGCUACAUUAUUAAUAAAACUUGAGCCCCUUUUGUGAAACUUGGGAUUUUAGUUUCUAUUGAUUUGUGUUUCUGAAAUAAAUGUUAAUAGCAAACAGAACCCUCUCUCAUAAAUUGGCUGUAGCUAUAUUGGAUUAUUCUGCAAGGGAUUUUAAACUAACAGAUACUUUACACUUUG
Messenger RNA from Vigna umbellata (rice bean), 1213 nucleotides. RefSeq names its product succinate dehydrogenase 2-2 (gene SDH2-2). Gene Ontology annotation, cellular component: mitochondrion. Gene Ontology annotation, biological process: respiratory electron transport chain; aerobic respiration; tricarboxylic acid cycle. Gene Ontology annotation, molecular function: 2 iron, 2 sulfur cluster binding; oxidoreductase activity; electron transfer activity. NCBI's taxonomy places the organism in Eukaryota, Viridiplantae, Streptophyta, Magnoliopsida, Fabales, Fabaceae. The record is from RefSeq and is a predicted model, not a curated record.